UACUAUGAAAAAGGAUGAAUAUUUAAAAAAAAAUUCAUAAUAAAAUGAAUGGAUAGAUCAAGUCUAAUAAUUUUCAGCUGAACGUUCUACUGAACAGCAAUCAAACCAGAAAUGGAAACCAUAAGGGACAUUCUUAUCACAUUAUAAAAAAAAUCUGCGGUCUUGCAAUUGUAAUUGGUAAGAUAUAUAUAUAACCCAUUGCCAUACAAAUAAGAUAACUAUUCACCAGACUUAUUUGAUGCCAACGUAAUAUUUAACUGAUAGAUAAAUCUAAUAGCUUUCUGAAUAAUGAACAAAAAUCCUGAUCAGAUUAUCCAGAUAUGAGCAAUAAAUAAGUACAAUGAUACCUAAAGUAUUUUGAACUACUGAGUAGCCCGCAUGGAAAAAUAUAUAUGUGAAAAUUAUAUGCAACAUAUAUGUCACAUUGAGGACAAUUUUUUAUAGUUCCACUCGCUCGAAAAAUCGUCAGUAUUCCACCACCAGGGGGUUGCCAAUGUAAUGCACAUAAAUAGUAUUGUGAAAAUAAAAUUCAUUGGUGCAUGCCGGAAUCGAACCUGGUCCAACGCUGUAGUAAGCAAGUACCUUGUUCGAUAGUUUAUUGCCAGCCCUGACAUAUAUGUGGCUAUAUAGUAAAAAUAUAGACAUUUAUGCCGACAUUGAUCGAGAAGUAUAUUUUUAUAUAAGUGACAUAUAUAAUACAGAUAUGUUUGCAUAUAUUUUCCCGUUGCGAUUAUCCUGUAUUGCAUGUAUCUAAAAGUAGUAAUAGGUAGCAGGGGAGUUUAGGGCAGAGUGGGCCCUUUAAGAAAAAUAAUUAUUAUAUCGUUAAUUUUUUCAUCGCGUUUACUUAUUUUUAGACCCUUGAUACUUAUUUUCACUUCAUUGAAACGUCUUUUUUCGCGGCAAAAUAUUUUUUUACGUUAUUUAAAAAAAUAUAUAUUUUGAUAAUUGUAAAAUAUAUACCUACGUAUAUGCAUUCAUAUAUUUAGACAUUUAUAUAAGAAUAUAAAAGACAUAUAUGCAUCCAUAUAAGUACAUAUCUAUGCAGAAAUAGAUGCGUAAUUAUAUGUCAGCAUGUAUGUAGACAUAUAUUUCGACGUAUAUACGAUAUAAUAAUUAUUUUCCUUAAGGGGCCCACCCUGCCCUAAUUUGCACAUUAUUUUGCAUGUUCGUCAAUAAAACAAUGCGGGGAUAAAGGAAAUUCUUAUCUAGUUUUAAUCCCGGUUUGGUGGAGUAUAUAAAGCGCUGUCGAACCGAGUAAAUCAUAUUAGUGUUGAUAUCGCUACCAUAAUUACAGUAGUGUCUGUACCAUCUCUGUAAAAAUGUCGCAAAUUACUUUAAUAAUUCUCGUCCUGGCCAUUGGCUUCUCAUGUACCAAAAGCCAUCCAAUUAACUCUACACGUGACGGGGAGGAUUCAGGAACUGAUCUUAAGAAUCUUCUAACAGAACCUGCAAACACCACUUAUGCUACGAACUCAACGCUUACAAGAAAAGAAUUGAACAGUACUAUACAGCCGGAAAGAAAUGAUGAAGGUUCUGCAAUAAGAAAAAUAAUGGCAUCAAAAAAAGAUGAAAAUAUUACUGGUCAAUCCGAAAUCAAUACAAGUGCCAAAAGCCAGCCAAUUAACUCUACACGUGACGGGGAAGAUUCAGGAACUGAUCUUAAGAAUCUUCUAACAGAACCUGCAAACACCACUUAUGCUACGAACUCAACGCUUACAAGAAAAGAAUUGAACAGUACUAUACAGCCGGAAAGAAAUGAUGAAGGUUCUGCAAUAAGAAAAAUAAUGGCAUCAAAAAAAGAUGAAAAUAUUACUGGUCAAUCCGAAAUCAAUACAAGUGCCAAAAGCCAGCCAAUUAACUCUACACGUGACGGGGAAGAUUCAGGAACUGAUCUUAAGAAUCUUCUAACAGAACCUGCAAACACCACUUAUGCUACGAACUCAACGCUUACAAGAAAAGAAUUGAACAGUACUAUACAGCCGGAAAGAAAUGAUGAAGGUUCUGCAAUAAGAAAAAUAAUGGCAUCAAAAAAAGAUGAAAAUAUUACUGGUCAAUCCGAAAUCAAUACAAGUGCCAAAAGCCAGCCAAUUAACUCUACACGUGACGGGGAAGAUUCAGGAACUGAUCUUAAGAAUCUUCUAACAGAACCUGCAAACACCACUUAUGCUACGAACUCAACGCUUACAAGAAAAGAAUUGAACAGUACUAUACAGCCGGAAAGAAAUGAUGAAGGUUCUGCAAUAAGAAAAAUAAUGGCAUCAAAAAAAGAUGAAAAUAUUACUGGUCAAUCCGAAAUCAAUACAAGUGCCAAAAGCCAGCCAAUUAACUCUACACGUGACGGGGAAGAUUCAGGAACUGAUCUUAAGAAUCUUCUAACAGACCCUGCAAACACCACUUAUGCUACGAACUCAACGCUUACAAGAAAAGAAUUGAACAGUACUAUACAGCCGGAAAGAAAUGAUGAAACUUCUGCAAUAAGAAAAAUAAUGGCAUCAAGAAAAGAUGAAAAUGUUACUGGUCAAUCCGAAUUCAAUAUAAGUACGAAUUCUAACUUAAAUACUACUACCCACCAUGAAGACGCAGUUGUCAGCCCAACUGAAAAAGUUUAUGUCCCCAACAAUGCAUCGUCCGCAGAACUAAACGUAUCAUCUACUAUUCAACCUAAAGAAGCAGAUGCAACUACUUCCUCGGCAAAUGAUAUUAAGAAACCUGCCUUUCCGUAUUGCAUUAUACUAAUAACCUUCCAGAUUGUAACGGUUGGAAUGAUUAUAUACUUAGUUUUUCGUACCAUGCGUAAGCCUUGUCAAUCCGAAAGAGCAAUUCCAUUAAACACAUUCGGCUUUGGAAAUAAUAGUUCUCACGAGUGAUCCGUAAUCAUUUAGUACUUUCAUUAUUAUUUUUUAAAACUCUUCAAGACUCCACUCAUGGAAACUUAGUCAUAAUUUCCAAGAGCUUUUUCACAUUAACCAAUAUGUAAUCUGUAUCUUAUGUUGUAGAAAUUUUUUAAAUAUAAAUUGCUUACUUUGUAGAGUGUAACUCCAAGAAAUACCUAUUAUUAACAUUAUCUAUAAGUUAUGGUUAAAUAAAGAUAUUUUUUCAGAACAUGUUUUUUGACUUAUUCUACAUAACCUCAAUGCAAACGCAACCCGCACUCUAUUCGAUUCUACCCCUCAUCGAGCUGAUAGGUUUUUACAAAGCAUUGCUUACGUAAUGCCAUAUUUCAUAUCUUCAAAAUCCAACUAUGUUUCAACAACCGACCUAGAAUGAAAAGUGAUAUUAAAAGAAACAUAUUUCUUUUUGAUAGUUUUGCUUAACAUAUUGCAGCUCAACAAAUACCGACAUCAUCCAAAUAAGUCAAUAAGGAUGAUGAAAUUUGAAGUCAGCUAAAUUAUUAUUUUGUUUUAACUUUAAUUCUUCGAAUUGUCGAUUUUUGACCUACAUAUUAACGCUCGGUAAAUAUAAUAUUAAAACGUGACUAAUGACAUGUAUUAUUGUUUUUGAACUAAAAGUUCUCAUCACCGACAAAGGAAAAACCAGUGCUCGUUUACCGAUAAGGUUUAUCAAAAUAUACAAUACAAUACCAAUUUAAUAUAGUGGAAACCUAAAACAUGCAAACCUUCUCAAUAAGACAAUUUAUAGAUAAAUUGAGAAAAAUAUAGAUAGCCCGAACUGGGAAUCGAACCCAGACCAUGUCGGUAUCGCGCCGAGUGCUCUACCAGUUGAGCUAUCCGGCACUAUACUAUAUUCCGUUCAAUUUUAUCUAUAACUUAUUGAGCCACACCGUCCAUCGUACGGUAUUAACACCAAUUUAAUAUAGUGGAAACCUAAAACAUGCAAACCUUCUCA
Microplitis demolitor is the source of this 3846-nucleotide messenger RNA. RefSeq lists its product as uncharacterized. The coding region runs from base 1320 to 2867 and encodes 515 amino acids. The record is from RefSeq and is a predicted model, not a curated record. NCBI's taxonomy places the organism in Eukaryota, Metazoa, Arthropoda, Insecta, Hymenoptera, Braconidae. The transcript is spliced from 7 exons.